Molecule: messenger RNA, 1355 nt
Organism: Acanthopagrus latus (yellowfin seabream)
Lineage: Eukaryota; Metazoa; Chordata; Actinopteri; Spariformes; Sparidae
Gene: dcun1d5
Product: DCN1, defective in cullin neddylation 1, domain containing 5 (S. cerevisiae)
Exons: 10
Coding region: 235-933 (232 amino acids)
Biological process (GO): protein neddylation; positive regulation of ubiquitin-protein transferase activity
Cellular component (GO): ubiquitin ligase complex
Molecular function (GO): ubiquitin conjugating enzyme binding; cullin family protein binding; ubiquitin-like protein binding
Source: RefSeq, a predicted model, not a curated record
ACACCCCCAUAAAGCGGUGGUAUCGUCCACUCCCCGGAAACACCGGCGACAGUCUAAACCCCGGUGAAGCCGAUGUCGAACUGAUUUGUCAGGCAGCCGCUAACUGUAAAAAGUUGUUUGGCAGACAUCUGCACAGUAUCAGAAACACUGGACAAGCUUAAUCUCUUAGAUUUGAAUGGACAGGGCAGCCAGAAGUACACAGCCCAGCUAGUGAAGCCCACUAAAGGUUCAGUGAUGCCUGUGGUGAAGAAGAAGAGGAAGCUCCCUAAUGCAGAUGAUAAUGAGCACAAGUGUAAAAUCACAAGUUUCACCAGAACUCAGAUACGUGGGGCCAGGCCGAUCUCUGAGAAGCUGUUCUCCAAUAAGAAGUGCCUGGCCUGGUUCCACGAGUAUGCCGGCCCCGACAAAGUGGUUGGUCCAGAGGCCAUGGAGAAGUUCUGUGAAGACAUUGGUGUGGAACCAGAGAAUAUUAUCAUGUUAGUUAUAGCCUGGCAUCUAGAAGCAGCAAAUAUGGGAUUCUUCACAAAAGACGAGUGGCUCAGGGGAAUGACGUUAUUACAGUGUGACUGCACAGAGAGGUUACAGAGCAAACUGGAUUACCUGCGCAAUCAGCUCAAUGACUCUGUGGUCUUCAAAAACAUCUACAGAUAUGCCUUCGACUUCUCCAGAGAUAAGGACCAGAGGAGUUUGGACAUGGACACGGCUAAAUCCAUGCUGGCCCUGCUGCUUGGGAGAACUUGGCCUCUCUUUCCCGUCUUCCAACAGUUCCUGGAGCAGUCAAAGUACAAGGGGAUGAACAAGGACCAGUGGUAUAACGUCCUGGAGUUCAGCAGGACCAUCAACACAGACCUCAGUAACUACGAUGAAGACGGAGCUUGGCCAGUGCUGCUAGACGAGUUUGUGGAAUGGCAGAAAACUUGGUCAGCAUCGUAGCAGACGACAUCACAACACCAAAAAGGAGAAGGAGGGAGAGAAAAGUGAAGCCACAGACACAGGAGGAAUCUCUUUAUCGUUUCAUGAAAAGGAAAAAACUGCAGUUUCACAUCCAACCGACUCAAUAAUAAACUACAGAAUCAUCCUUGCGGACUCUUUGAACACCCACAUCCCUUCAGAGAUUGUCUCUGUACAUCAUCAGCCAACUGUGGUCAGGAGGCCUUUCUCUCACCGAGUCGAGUUUUUAUUGUGUUAAUUUGGAGAAAAUGAUUUGGAGGAAGAGUUCUUAAAAUAAGAAAACAAACAAAAAAAAAAGAACUGAGAGAAGAGCUGUGGAAUUUAUGUUUUCUUGAUAAUAAUUUUUUCCCAUUUUGUGUCUUGUUUGUAGAUGUUUUCACAGUAAUAAAAAGGAAAUAAAAGUA